Molecule: messenger RNA, 1164 nt
Organism: Sphaeramia orbicularis (orbiculate cardinalfish)
Lineage: Eukaryota; Metazoa; Chordata; Actinopteri; Kurtiformes; Apogonidae
Gene: tusc2a
Product: tumor suppressor 2, mitochondrial calcium regulator a
Exons: 4
Coding region: 221-556 (111 amino acids)
Biological process (GO): regulation of mitochondrial membrane potential; inflammatory response
Cellular component (GO): mitochondrion
Source: RefSeq, a predicted model, not a curated record
AAUAUUAACGCUGUAAUCUCACUCUUUGCUAAAGAGAAAUCAGAUUAUUUGCGUGGUCUUCGUUAGCUUACUGUUGUAUUAGCAUAAUGUGGUAUUGUUGAAACACAACCUUGACGUUCGAAAAAUAUCAGGUCCUGGCUUUGGUAGGGAAUUGAGAGUGUCUGGCCCCCACCCAGGUUGAAAGCUUUAACUGGAGAUUAACUAUGCCUUAUCUCUGAGGAUGGGAGGGAGUGGAUCCAAAGCCAAAGGUGUCUGGCCUUUCUCAGGCAGCGGAGUUGGAGGUGAUUCAGCCUGUGAUGGGAAUGAGCAGUCUUUGGCCCGUCUCAAAGGCUCCAGAAAUGCAACCCCCUUCGUGUUUACCAGGAGGAGUUCUUUGUACUAUGACGAGGAUGGUGACCUCGCCCAUGAAUUCUAUGAAGAGACAGUGGUGACAAAAAAUGGCAGAAAAAAGUCAAAGUUGAAGAGGAUCCAGAAAAAUCUGAUACCACAGGGAAUUGUGAAGCUUGACCACCCCUGUAUUCAUGUUGAUUUCCCCAUCAUCCUCUGUGAGGUGUGACAAGUAGUGAUGGACUGAUGAAGAUCUAAGAGGGGCCUUGUUGAGUGUAACUGUGGUACAAGCAGGAAAAGAAAAAUGAUAAACUGAAGGAAAUGUCUAGAAUUUGACUUCCAUCAUGGUCUUUGGAGUUUACCCUGUUCACUAAAAGUUGUAUUUUGACAUUCACAUAAGUAGUGACGAUGCAAGUUGUUUCCACUACCCAGCAGUUUUGCAGCUGACAUGUAAGCAGUUUUGGAGAAUACAUUAAACAAGUGUAUUUCUCUCAUGAGUUGUUACAGGGAAAAACAUGCUUGAUGUGAAAAAGGCUUCAACAGUUUCUGCCUUCUGUGAGAUUUAAGUGUUAGAAUCUGUAUGUGUCUUUGUACAUGUGUGCAAAUAGGUCUGUUUGGGUGAAUGUGUGUGAGGAGGAUGGAAGAUGUAUUCACCAGGUUGGACAGUGAAGGACUGAAAUUUAUUGUACAUAUGGUCAUGUUCUGUAUUGUCAUGUCUGAGUGUGUCUCAGUUACGGAAGCUCAGACCUGCACUAGUGAACAUAAUGUACUAAUGUAAAUAAGGUCAGAUUUCAUAGUCGCAAAUACUUGAAUAAAUGGUUCACUGAGCCGAAUAUC